AUGGAAAACCCCUGGAGGAGGAGGAGGACGCAGGCGGUCAGAUGGAAGUUGCUGAGGAACUCGCUGCUGCUUUGUUUAUUCACCGGCGGCACUAAAGCCGAGUGUGAAGGCUGUAUAGAGUAUUGCUGCGAUGGAUCGCCGCCUUUCUGCUGCUCCUACUACGCCUACGUGGGGGACGUCCUCUCGGGCACUGCCAUCUCUUCGUUUUCGUUGUGUGUUGUUUCUGAUGGGGCGGUGGCGGCCUUGUUCCUGUGCGUGUGUAUGUGCAUGAAGAACGGGCGGGGCGCGAGGGUCGGCGUGUUCAGCACCUCCUACAUCAACACUGUGACCCAGGGCUACCCAGGUCCUCCACCUCCAUACAACUAUGACUACGAAAUGUACCCUUCCUCGCUGAACCCCCCGCCUUACACCCCAACUCAGCCUCGACCGGCCAACUACUCCCCACCUCCUCCAUACCCUGGCUGCACCCGCAAGUGAAUCCCUGCAGCACAGAUCAUCUCCCAGCCAGCUCAAGAGAAACUGGCAUGGCCUGGUUAUACAUCUCUGGUCUCUAAAGACAAUUUAACGGGCCCACAAACAUUUCCACAUUUAAAAAAUAAAAAAGGGGCUGCCCAGUGCAAUAUUGUUCAGCAGGCCAUAAUUACCAGCUAUGUGCCUGCGAGUUGUAAAUGUCACUGCAUUUCUGCUGGAGUCUGGACCAAAUAGUGGGGAAAUGAAUACUAAUUUAACACAAUGUUGGUCAGAACACCCCACAUUCUGAUAGACUUAAGUAUUAGCAGCGCUGCUAGCCUGCAGCUGGUACUUUUCCCCCGUUAAUAACCAAUAUCCUUAUCCGUCCCCGGCUGUGCACAUCAAAGGCACAGCACCGCUUUGAAGAAGGUGAAGACCACUUUUGUCAGCAUGGAGGGAAACUUCACAUCACUGAAGAAGUAAAGUCUUUCUAGACUCUUCUUUUAUGGAAAGUUACCUAUUUAAAAAAAUGAACUUGAUUUAUGUCAGAGACUCGAGGUGGAAGUUGAUGAUUAAAGCUUUUUAAAACAA
Perca fluviatilis (European perch) is the source of this 1041-nucleotide messenger RNA. It is a transcript of the gene cyyr1, whose product is annotated as cysteine/tyrosine-rich 1. NCBI's taxonomy places the organism in Eukaryota, Metazoa, Chordata, Actinopteri, Perciformes, Percidae. Bases 1 to 477 code for a protein of 158 amino acids. The transcript has 4 exons. The record is from RefSeq and is a predicted model, not a curated record.